AUGUCCGUCGGCGAGCCCAUCAGGCUGUCAGAGGACGACGAGGACGACGAGGUCUCCAGAAUGUCAGAGGACAGCGAGGACGACCAGCGUACCAUAUCCGCCCAUCAGUUGUCCGGCGGCGAGCGCUCCCGGCUGACAGAGGACAGCGAGGACGACGAGCGCAUCAUAUCCACCAAAGCGUCCGCCGGCGAGCUCUCCGGGUUGUCGGAGGACGACAGCGUCUGCGAGCGACCUGAGCAACACGUGUCUCUGCGCGAGGCGGCCGCGUUGGCCCUGCUCGCCAGACGGGCGGGCGGCGCUGCGAUCAAGGCACCGUCCGCUUCCAAGACGCCCUCAAGCCGGGGGGGCUCCACGCCCCGACUGCGGGCCGCGGCCGCCGCGGCCUCGGACAGCGACAGCGACGAGACCUUGCGGCAGAGGGAGGAGGCGCGGUGCCGUCGCCGGGAGCGAGAGCUCAGCCGACAGAGCUCCAAGAGAAGUCUCGUUGCUACUCCUCCAGCUAAGCGCAAAGGAGCUCGAGCGAGCACCCACGAGACUGCGGCCAUGAAUCGGACCAUCUCGAGCCCCCGACACGUCAUGGACGUCCCCCCGGCCCCUGUCGCCGCCUCCACCUCGGACUCGGGGGUGGAGGGCGAUCGCCACGCUGUCAGGAGGAGCAAGAGUGUCGAGGCCGUGCCGGUUGUCUCGGCGAGCGGGCCACAGUGCAGCCAGCCGCCACCGCCACCCCCUCGGGCGUACGACCAGACGACUGACGAUGAAGUCCCUCCGGCGAGGCGAACUUUCAUAUCACCUCCUCCGAGACACCGCGCGCCCUCUACAACCACAGAGACCUCAACCAAAACCAGCAGUUCCACGCACCCGACGUCCGAGCCUCCCAGCUCCAUAACCACCAGCGUUUCUACGCUCACUCAUCCGUUGUCCGAGGCCGCCAGCUCGGAGCAAGAGCAGGAGCACGGCGAAAGCAGCAGCGCUCUACUCCAGGCACAACCGAAGCCCAGGGUGCCGAGGAUGAGCAUCAGUGACAUCAGGGUGCUAUGUGGCGCAGGCCACCAUCCCAUACAGCAACCCACCCAUAGACCCGCCCAGGGCCCAGCCCAAGGCCCAGCUCAUGGCCCAGCCCAUGGCCCAGCCCAAGGCCCCGCCGAGGGCCCCGCCAGCGUGGUGCACCAGGCGCCAGCCCACACUGCUCCAACCAGACACAGCGUCUCUAGGGUGGCCUUGGGACCGCAGCAAGGACGCCGCCGUCCCGGGGAUAGGAGCACGCCGUCGGAGGAGAGGGUCGUGGCCACUGGACAGGAGCGCCGCGGGUCCAGGAAGAGAAGCACGCCGUCGGAGGAGAGGGUCGUGGCCACUGGAAAGGAGCGCCGCGGGUCCAGGAAGAGAAGCACGCCGUCGGAGGAGAGGGUCGUGGCCACUGGAAAGGAGCGCCGCGGGUCCGGGAAGAGAAGCACGCCGUCGGAGGAGAGGGUCGUGGCCACUGGACAGGAGCGUCGCGGGUCUGGGAAGAGAAGCACGCCGUCAACCGGGGAAAGAAGCACCACGACACGGCGAAAGACAAGCGUGAGCCUCGAAAGAAUCAGAACCCACACAGUGGAUGAGCAAGACAGCGAUUCCUACUCCGACUCCGACCUCGAGGGUCUCGAUCUGGACAGAGCCCCGAGUUCCGUCUCAGCUGUGUCUGUGGCUUCGUCUCGUCAGAGUAUCGGCGUGGAUGUGGUGCUUGGCACUCGCGCGUUCCGCCGGCCUCAGCUGCCCCCAUCCCGCACCAACGACGCCCCGGACAAGGAGAACAUCUACCCUCCCGUCAAGGCUAAAAGAAAGCACGGUCCAGGCGAUGGCGACUUG
This is a messenger RNA of Frankliniella occidentalis (western flower thrips), 1845 nucleotides long. Its product is annotated as mucin-1-like. The transcript has 2 exons. NCBI's taxonomy places the organism in Eukaryota, Metazoa, Arthropoda, Insecta, Thysanoptera, Thripidae. The annotation marks the transcript as partial. The record is from RefSeq and is a predicted model, not a curated record.